AGUCCUACCCGAGGUCGCACAUGGGCCGCUCCGGGGUCAAUGGUUCUUUGGAGGACCAAGCAGAGAACCGACUCAAAAGAGUAAGGGGGAGGAGGACAGCUAAGGAAAAAGCAACGAAGACACCCUGAAAGGCGACGUCGAACCAGGGAACCGAGGACAAGGAACAGGGAACAAGGUUUACCAAAGCGAAUCCUCGUACACUCCCACUACAGCUUCCCUCUGCGCCUCAACUACCGGCUUAAACGAGCCACGCCACUUAUGCGACAAAGAAAACGCCAUAUUCCUGCGACCAGUUUUAGAAACCACCCGCUACUUUUAACCAGGCAGGCCAAUCAGCACGGUGAGGCCUUCAAUCAAAUCAGUCACAUUCCGAUUGGCCAAUGGCAUUGAAGACUCGGCCCUCCAUACCCAGCUCUGAUUGGUCUUCAAUCCCGGAAUAGGCGUUAACCUCAGGAAGGAGCUGGCAAGAUGGCGUCCCUGGAUCGGGUGAAAGUACUGGUGUUGGGAGACUCAGGUGUUGGGAAAUCUUCACUAGUUCAUCUUCUAUGCCAAAAUCAAGUGCUGGGAAAUCCAUCAUGGACUGUGGGCUGCUCAGUAGAUGUCAGAGUUCAUGACUACAAAGAAGGAACCCCAGAAGAGAAGACCUACUAUAUAGAAUUAUGGGAUGUUGGAGGCUCGGUGGGCAGUGCCAGCAGUGUGAAAAGCACAAGAGCAGUAUUCUACAACUCUGUAAAUGGUAUUAUUUUAGUACAUGACUUAACAAAUAAGAAGUCAUCCCAAAAUUUGUAUCGUUGGUCAUUGGAAGCUCUCAACAGGGAUCUGGUGCCAACUGGAGUCUUGGUAACAAAUGGGGAUUAUGACCGGGAACAGUUUGCUGAUAACCAAAUCCCACUGUUGGUAAUAGGGACUAAACUGGAUCAGAUUCAUGAAACCAAGCGCCAUGAAGUUUUAACUAGGACUGCUUUCCUGGCUGAGGAUUUCAAUGCAGAAGAGAUUAAUUUGGAUUGCACAAAUCCACGGUACUUAGCUGCAGGUUCUUCCAAUGCUGUCAAGCUCAGUAGGUUUUUUGAUAAGGUCAUAGAGAAGAGAUACUUUUUAAGAGAUGGUAAUCAGAUUCCAGGCUUUCCUGAUCGAAAAAGGUUUGGAGGAGGAACAUUAAAGAGCUUACAUUAUGACUGAAUUACACUCAUCCUUUGGAAGAGGAAGCAAUUGGUGACAGUUUUUCACAGCGUUCUCCUUGCUGUUUCGAUUAUUCCUGUCCCAGCCUUUUAGCAAAAUCAUCUUAAAAUGCUACCCUUCAGCCUCGCCGUUUAAUGGAAAACUGAAAGAAAGUGACAGCGUGGGAGGUCCAAACUUUGUCCCCAUUCUCUCUGUUCCUCACCUUUUUGUCCCUUUUUAUAGAUUAUAUAAAAGCCUUGUGGAAAUAUGAGAUGUUGUCAAAAUGAUGCAGUAAAUGAGCAGUGACAGAAUGCUGCAGAGAAAAUUUACUCUUGCUUAGAACUGGAGGGGUUUUAUGGGUCUGUAAUUUUCCCACACUCCUUGCUGAAGACUUAAUUAAGUACUACAAAAAUGUAUCUCUAUUGUUUUACCUUCUUGAGGGGAAAGGUUAUGUUAACCAGCCCUGAGUUGUCCACCCCAAACAAUCUCUGUCAUUUUCCAAGAAGCAAAAUGCUGUUAUUUAAUUGUCUCCACCUUCAUCACACACAAGGAUGCCUAAUAAUAGCAACCCGUGUCUUUCUCUCCUCUCCUUUGCAAAUGGCUCAGUGGCUGGAAGAGGCGGGCUAAUAGCUGGAGUUAAAUAUGAAUAGAUUAAUAAUACAUAGAGAACAGCAGUACCAGAAAAGAAGACUUCUGCAAGAAACUGACAGCUCACUAAAUCCUUCACUCUUUAGGUUACAGCUGUCUGCAUCCCCUUACUGUUUUCUUUUUGGAAAUAGGUAGGAUGAAAUCGCAGACCUGCAUAAGAACAGCAAGUGAGAUUUACAGCCUCUUCAAUUUUUUUUUUUUUUGAAGGAAAAGUCAACUCCUAAAAUGCCUUUUGACUAUAGUCCAUAAACUGAGAGUAUUAUUUGUUGUGUCAACAAUGUAUUUAUGGAGAAAAGUAAAAAUAAGUUCCACAGCAAUACAUUUACAUGAAUUAUGGACUAGUAUUCUUGGAUGUCAUAAUCCAAAGUUUUUGGGGGGUGGUGUGUGUGUACAUGCAUAAUUGUUCAUCACUUUUUUUACCCAUCUUCUUUGCUUGUAUAAUUCCCUUUGCCCCAGUUCUUUGUUAAUGUAUAAACCUGUUUUACAAAAACUGUAAUUUGCUGCCUUAUUCAACAACACCUUUUCACACAUAUUCUCUCUCUGGCUCUGGCACGUCUCUGCACUCCUGAUUUUGCUCCAUAUUAAAAUAUAAUAAGUACAGUUUGGGCUUCUCAUUUUAAAACUAGGGAAAAAACACUAAAUUCUCUCUAUUUCAUACUUUGGAAAUGAAGGUAUGCUUAAAGAGGGCAUUAAAAUAACGAUAUUAGACUGAGCUUUGAGAAGGGCAGCCUUGGGAAUUCGGAAAAGGAUUUCAUCAGCUAGAAUACUCUCUGGUCUUUCUUCACAUCCUCGCCCACAAGAGUUAGCCCGGAUUUCUUUUUUGACAUAAAGGAGAGCUAUGCAAAUCAGGAUCUGUAUGUGGAAUUUGGCACAAGUAUGUUGUGACAAAGGCUGUGCAGUUAGGAAGUAGAAACCAAAUUCAUACACAAAGAUCUAAACCAGCUGAAGCUGUUUGUAUUCCUCUUUAAAAAAAAAUAAAUCAAUAACCCUUUCCUUCCCUCUUUCUUUUAAUUAGAAAAAAAAGAUGUAUUUUUUUAAUUUUGUCCAUUUUUAAAAUAUAAAAGUAACCUAUUACUGCUGGGUUUAGGGUCAACUUUGAAAAAUUGACAAUACUCAAUUCCAUUUCCUCUUGCUGUCAGGCUUGACUCCUGAAUUAUCGUUUUCUAAGAAAAAAAGUAAGUUUUAAUAAUCUAAGGUAAGUUUGUCUCAAGUAUUAGUAGCAGCAAAAUAAGGUUGUUUGCCAAAAUGAAUGUUAUUAGCCAGAGUACUUCAAAAAUAAUCUUUUGAAGCAUAAUCUUUGCUAAGACUUCCUGAGACCUGCUCAUAAACAUUGCUUUUAGAUAAUAAGUGUAAAUACCAGAUACUUUCUAAACAGUAUUAAAUAAAUCUUUUUUUUUUUUUUUUUGGUCUUUUAAGGGCCUCACCCGUGGCAUAUGGAAGUUCCCAGGCAAGGAGUCACAUUGGCUGCAACCUAUGCCACAGUAACAGCAAUGUGGGAUCUGAGCCAUAUCUGUGACCUACACCACAGGUCAUGGCAAUGCUGGAUCCUUAACCCACUAAGCAAGACCAGGGAUUGAACCUGCAACCUCAUGGAUACUAGUCGGGCUUGUUACCGCUGAGCCAUGACAAGUACUCCUAAUUUUCUUACUUUCUUGAUGGAACAAAUUGCUAGCAAUAGAGAAAGUUGGUUUAUUUUUUGUUCCUAUUGUGAUUCAAAUGUCUAACCAAUGUCCCUACUCAUUGUAGAGGCAACCAGAUGUGAAGAUAUAUGACCAGUCAUUUGUCUCUCAGAUCUCUUAGUUGGAAUCCACUAAGAAUUUGGGUUGGUGCUGUGAGAAUUAACAUAUGUCUUUUCUAUCAAAGGAAGCCUUGGUUACUCCAUUUUGUUCCUACUUUGUCUGAGACAGCCUCCUCCACCACCCCCACAAUUUUUCCCUCUUCUCCCAAUAAUAGUUUGUUUCAAAUUAGUCAACCAAGAAGAAUGUGCGCCCUGAACUGACCAAUGGGAAGGGGACACAUGUACCACCUGCGUUAGGGAUAAAUAGUGGUGUUCCUUCUUUGUGUGCGCUUUUUGAGCACUUGCGCCCUUCUGCAGAAGUAAAGAGCCUUGUCAAGA
Messenger RNA from Sus scrofa (pig), 3922 nucleotides. RefSeq names its product RAB, member of RAS oncogene family like 3 (gene RABL3). NCBI's taxonomy places the organism in Eukaryota, Metazoa, Chordata, Mammalia, Artiodactyla, Suidae. The record is from RefSeq and is a predicted model, not a curated record.